Corticium candelabrum is the source of this 2401-nucleotide messenger RNA. RefSeq lists its product as uncharacterized. Lineage: Eukaryota; Metazoa; Porifera; Homoscleromorpha; Homosclerophorida; Plakinidae. The transcript has 2 exons. The record is from RefSeq and is a predicted model, not a curated record. Bases 891 to 2321 code for a protein of 476 amino acids.
UGUGCCCUGACGACGCUUGUGAAUCAGCUGAAAGAUUCUAUCUUGGUAUUGAAAACGAGUAGGAAAUUGAGUGGUUUCUCCAAGGCUCUCUAGACAGUCAAUCAACUCCAUCAAUGUCAUAUUGGCCACUGCAGCUGGAGAUGUUCUAUGCUCAGUGGUUUUAUCGCCCAUUGUUCAAAGUGAAUAUCUAGAGCCAGUAACUAGCCCCUCACAAACAUCCGCAUACAGUACGUUGCAGACUGAUUGCCUACAAUGAGCAUAGUCAUAUAAUAGCCACAGAGAUCUAACAUAAUAAAUGCAAUUAAGAUGUCUAGACAAGAUACAGCUAGAUAGCAUCUGAUCAAAGAAAGGCUUCACUCUAAUUUCCAUCCAGCUUACCCUACUAGUAAGAGAUGAGGAUUCAUGUCUAGAAAGCAGCAGACAACCUAAUUGAUAUAGAUAGGCAUCUUUACAUCAUUGAAUCACCAUGAAUAGAUCACACUUAGCUGAGCAAGAUUGUUAGGUUUGUAGACAACGUCUAGUUAGGUGUCGAACAAUUUGUGCUCUGUAGUUAGGUUUUUGGGAGUUGAUCUCACAUGAAGUUCACCAGUCAUGCUUCUAUGUCCUUGUUUCUUCAAUGACACUAACAUUCAGCACAGAUGGUCAUUAUGCCAUGUGUUUGCGAGAUAGAAAGGAAUCCUACGUGUUCAAAUUUGUAGGGUAAUCUUAUUAGUCGAUAACAUCUGACCUGCCAGCACUGCCUUUGUCACGUUAUCAGUAGAUACGUGGACUGAUAGCUUCAGGUAGCCUCCCACGCAGAAACAAUAUAGGGUAAGUGCAUCCUUACCAAACUGAGCUAUGUCAUGCUGCCAGCUCCACAGGCAUUGAUUCCGUUCUGCUAGAUUCUAUAGAUGGCGGAGCAUCAUGAGUGGUAUUGUCUUGGAAAAGGGUUUGACUUGUCUCUAGAUCAGAUUUUGUCCACAAACACCACCGAUAUCAAUGCCAGAGAAAUUCUCCUGAAUCCAAUGCCUCAACUGAUGAAGAGUAUCAAACCUGACUCUAAAUAUUCAAAAAAGACAGCAGAAACGACUAGACAACAAACACAGCAACAGGAACUGAAUACAAGAGGUAGUGCCAGUGCUUUCAAAAUACCUGUCGAACUACAUUUUGGAAUACAUCAGAAAACAACAAGCACUGGUUUCGAAGCAGUAUGGUAUGAGACUGAACAAGUUCAUACUCGUACUCUUUAUUUUCAUCCCUAUCUUAUUAAUACCAUCCCAAGAGCUCUAGCAAACUCAGACCUCACCACAGCUACUGAGGCCAGUAGGAUAACCCUUGCUCCAAGCCUGGAAUGUUUGCGUGAAGCAAAUUAUUUGAGUGAGAACCUAAACAAAAUUGCUAAAGACAAAAAGGUGAUGGAAGAUGGAAGUCUGAUUGAAAAAAUAGAAGUUUGUCGACAACUGUUGAUGUCUCCUAGAGUAGACAAAGCUACUCAUUUUGUGUCUUCUGUUCAUCUUGGAGCCAAGAUCGUUAGUUACUCUAUUAAGCAGACUGGAAAAACGACCAAUGAGACAGAUGUAAAUUCAAAAGUUAAAGUGGCAGCAGCAGAAUCGUCAGUUGAUUGGAAAAAGAAAUCUGAUUCUACAUUCACAGACACUGUCAGAGGUAAAUUUGAAAUAAGAGAUACCUCAGUACAAAUGAAAGGUGGUGACACAGAGAUCAGUCGUGAUCAAGAGAAGGUCAUUGGGGUUAAAUUCUCUCCCAUCAGUAACCUUGUCGGUGAUAUGUGGAAAGAUGCUCUAGAGAUGGCAUGCCGAUUUCAAUUUGAACAACUGGAAGGUAAACGUGUUCCGUGCUUUUUGAAGACCAGUGAAUUUUGGCUAACAGUAACAGGACAAGAUCGCAUUGUUGCUACAAAAAUUCCAGUAAAGGAAAGUUGUUUCUACAUUAAUCAACGGCAAACAGGCAGCAACCCAACAUUCAGCAUUGAAUACAAAACAGUCUCUGAAGACAAAUGGCAGUGCAUCUCUCUACCUGACAAAAGAGACGCAGAAGUACAUCUGACUCAAGCUGAAGACAAGUCUAUUGAAUUUACCCUAAUUAAUGCAGACAAUGAACAAAGUGCUACAGACAUGUUGGAGUGGCUUGAGGGUCAAACACCUUUUCUCAUUGGGCAAAAAAAGGGUUUCUGGAUGUGGAAGACUGACAUCUAUCUGUCUGUCCAACACAACAAACCUAUAGCAAAAAAGGAGAAGUAUAAGGUAACGUGUUGUUCACAAGAAACAUUAACUGAACACCACAUGUCAUUUUAUGUCUACAGUUGUGUAGCAAAGAAACAUUGACAAGUCAAUUUCCAUAGUGAAACAGUAACCAGUAAAUUGCAGUAAUUAAUGAAUAAAAAUUAUAUAUGUCUAAGAUAAUA